Lemur catta (Ring-tailed lemur) is the source of this 6092-nucleotide messenger RNA. RefSeq names its product cytochrome P450 4V2. Gene Ontology annotation, molecular function: monooxygenase activity; heme binding; oxidoreductase activity, acting on paired donors, with incorporation or reduction of molecular oxygen. The transcript is spliced from 11 exons. The record is from RefSeq and is a predicted model, not a curated record. The coding region runs from base 110 to 1687 and encodes 525 amino acids. Lineage: Eukaryota; Metazoa; Chordata; Mammalia; Primates; Lemuridae.
CGGAGGCAGGAGGGAGCGGCCGGCGCCGCCUCUCCCCGCCCCCGCCGCGGACGCGCGGACGGGAACCGGCCCGGGCCCCGCCGGCCGAGCGCAGCGAGCCGCCGCCGACAUGGUGGGGCUCGGGCUGGGGCCGGUCGGGCAGAAGCUGCUGCUCUGGGGCGCGGCGAGCGCCGUCUCCCUGGCCGGCGCCACCCUCGUCCUGAGCCUCCUGCGGAUGCUGGCGAGCUACGCGCGGAAAUGGCAGCAGAUGAGGCCCAUCCCCACGGUCGCCCGCGCCUACCCCCUGGUGGGACACGCGCUGCUGCUGAAGCCCGACGGGCAAGAAUUUUUUCAGCAGCUAAUUCAGUACACAGAAGAAUACCGCCAUGUGCCACUACUGAAGCUCUGGGUUGGGCCAGUGCCAAUGGUGGUCCUUUAUAAUGCAGAAAAUGUGGAGGUACUUUUAACUAGUUCAAAGCAAAUUGACAAAUCCUCUGUGUACAAGUUCCUAGAACCAUGGCUUGGCCUAGGACUUCUUACAAGCACUGGAAACAAAUGGCGGUCCAGGAGAAAAAUGUUAACACCCACUUUCCAUUUUACUAUUCUGGAAGAUUUCUUAGAUAUCAUGAAUGAACAAGCAAAUAUAUUGGUUAAUAAGCUUGAAAAACAUGUUAACCAAGAAGCAUUUAACUGCUUUUUUUACAUCACUCUUUGUGCCUUAGAUAUAAUCUGUGAAACGGCUAUGGGGAAGAAUAUUGGUGCUCAAAGUAAUGGUGACUCUGAGUAUGUCCGUUCAGUUUAUAGGAUGAGUGAUUUGAUAUUCCGAAGAAUGAAGAUGCCCUGGCUUUGGCUUGAGUCUUGGUACCUUAUGUUUAAGGAAGGAUGGGAACACAAGAAGGGCCUUAAGAUCCUGCAUACUUUUACCAACAAUGUCAUCGCUGAACGGGCCAAUGCAAUAAAGGCAGAUGAAGAAGGUAAAGGUGAUGACAAGGGCUCUGUCCCCUCCAAAAAUAAACGCAGGGCUUUUCUUGACUUGCUUUUAAGUGUGACCGAUGAGGCUGGAAACAAGCUAAGUCACGAAGCUAUCCGGGAGGAAGUUGACACCUUCAUGUUUGAGGGUCACGAUACAACUGCAGCUGCAAUAAACUGGUCCUUAUACCUAUUGGGUUCUAAUCCAGAAGUACAGAAAAAAGUGGACAGAGAGUUGGAUGAAGUGUUUGGGAAGUCUGAUCGUCCUACCACCGCAGAGGACCUGAAGAAACUGAAAUACCUGGAAUGUGUUAUUAAGGAGACCCUUCGCCUUUUUCCUUCUGUUCCUUUAUUUGCCCGUACUCUUAAUGAAGACUGUGUAGUGGCGGGUUACAGAGUUCCAAAAGGCACCGAAGCCGUCAUCGUUCCCUAUGCGCUGCACAGAGAUCCAAAAUACUUCCCCAAUCCUGAAGAAUUCCAGCCAGAACGCUUCUUUCCCGAGAAUGCACAAGGACGCCAUCCGUACUGCUACGUGCCCUUCUCUGCAGGGCCCAGGAACUGUAUAGGUCAAAAGUUUGCCAUAAUGGAAGAAAAGACCGUUCUUUCCUGCAUCCUGCGGCACUUUUGGGUAGAAUCAAACCAGAAAAGAGAAGAACUAGGUCUGGCAGGACAAUUGAUUCUUCGUCCAUGUAAUGGCAUCUGGAUCAAGUUGAAGAGGAGAAAUGCAGAUGAAUCCUAACUAUGUUAUUGGAUUGUGCCUUUAUCAUGAAAAAGAUCUUUCCUUAAGAGAUACUUGACAUUUACAAUGUAUAGAUCAUGAGCUCAAUAUUCUUAAAUCCCUGGGCCUAAUUUUUUCUUGUCUCCACUGAUCUUGGGGUCAAAUCUACCAAACAGAAAGUCUUUAUGUUUUCAUCACCAUCAUAGAUGUUACAUUUGGGACUUGGUCCCAAAAGUAGGUAGAGUUAACUGAGUCAGUACCCAAAUCAACAUAUAACAAGUCUCUCAAGAGAGGGAGCUACAGGCCAAUUCAACUUCAAUUUAUAGACCCAAGGGAUAUAAUCUGAAGUUCCAGAAUUUUUUAAAGGCAUUCUUGUUGACUCAGGAAUACAUAUAUGUAUAUAUAUAUAUAAAAUCUCAUAAUUUGAAAAGCGUUGAGUAAUCAAAUACUUUGAAUUAAGGGUGUUAAGUUUUUUAGAUUGUGUCAGUGGCAUCAGUCAUGAGAAGAAUAUUAUAGUACUUUUCAGAUUUUAUCACCCGGAGCAGAACAUUCACAAGUUGACUCAUAGGUUCUGUUACACUUUCCCUCUCGACUGUUUGCUUAUAGCUUUCGUUUCAUUCUUUGUAAAAUCACAAUUAUUUUUAUAAGUCACAUGUUAUUGGAAGAGAUUCCUCCAAUCUCUCAAGUGCCUCAUAGGGUUUGAUUAUUGGCUUUGGGGACUAGAGAGACCUUUGGGCUUACCUAGUUAUGCUCCAUAAGGGAAUGGAACCAACAAGAAGGUAAGUUUCUGCCCAAAGUCAUGUUAUUAACUGGUGACAGGGCUGAAAAUAGAUAGAUAUCUAUACUGUAAAUCUCUCCACUCUCAUUCUGAUAUACUUUCUACCACAAUAUGCUAUUGCUUUGUGGAACUCAGGUCUAUGACUAGGUGUGUCAUUAGAACACAGGUCUUCUGCCUCUGAUUUAGGCACAUUUCUUCGGGAAUAGUUCCAUUGUUAAAGGAAAAAAGAAGCCAUUCAUCUGUAUUCAGUAACCCAGUGAUAUCUCACUUCUGGGUGAGAACUUUAGUUAAUUCAAUCCUCCAGAACUUACUUCUUAUAUCAAGCUGAUAACUGACACACAUUCCUUGAAUUUUAAUUCCAUAGACAAUACCUCUGCUCCCUUAGUGAUGUUUAGAAACUUCUUUUAAUAAUUUAAACAAGUUUUUUUGUUUUCAAUUUUCCCAAGGUAAUAGCAGAUAGAAGCAACAAGUCAAGAGGGUAGAAUAUGUAUUCUUCUAUGGAUAUCAAAGGAAAAGUUUACGAAACCAAAGACAUUUGGCAAACAAUACAGCCUGGGCCAUUUAGGGUGGGACCAGUAAUUGUACCUACUUAACUAUCCCAAAGAGCCCCAGUGCAUACAACCCUGUCCCUAAGCUGACGAGAAAAAGUCAAGGAAGGAGGGUUAUACAAUGGGGAAAGAGUCCCAUCAAAUGGUUAAUCUUGUUAUCUAGAAAAUGGAUAUAUGUAGAUCUCUUUCUCAGGUGAUUUUACAUAAUUGAAAUUGCAUUCAUGGAAUCUGGUAUUAUUUCCUAAUUUUUUGCACUUAUAUUUAACACUUGACUUUUUUAUUUUUUGUGACCCUAUAAUGUUAUCUUUUGGCCUAAGAUCUUCAUUUGGUCCCAGAAUAAUUUGUUAGUCAUAUUUUAAUUGGUAAUUCAUUUAAAUUGUCUCAGAGUAGGAAUUGAAAAAUUAUUAUGUCAUGUUCUGCAGUACUGAAAUGCAGAUGCUGAUUUUUUAAAAUAAGAAGAUGAUCAAAUAUCUGUUUGUGUCCCCAUUAUUUGUUAGUGUCCCUAUUAUUUGUCUUGCUCCUGAUUAAAAGAGGUAUCUCAAGAAAAACAAAUUACAUUUUAGAUGUGGGUGCUACAUUUUAUUCUCAGAAUUUAUGUCAGUUUGAAGCAUAGAUAACUUUUAAAAAUACAUCAGCGGGUGGCUGAUUCAUAAUGGGCAAUAAAAAAUAGCACUUUUGAAUUGAUGUCAUCAGUGACACUCAGAUUUUUUAAUGAAAGUGUUCCUGUGCCAUUGACAUAGACUGAUCGUGAAUGUCCCUGACUCUGAAGAAUACAUUAGAGGAGAAGUAGAAUCACCAGAGCAUUUUACUCAACUGAUAGCAGAAAGUGAAAUCUCUUAGGGCUACUCGGGAAUCAGCAAAACCCACAAGCAUCACUGGGUCCCACAGACUGAGAGUCUAGAAACCGCGCCAGGUGAUGGACUGUUGAGUUGGUGCUGUAUUUAUUGUCACGGACAGCUGAAGAAUGUCGAUUUCUGGACCAACUGACCUCUCUCACAAUUAAGAGACAUAGGUCUUCUCUUUGUGCUGGUCACAAAAAGAUCAAUUUUUAUCCUGGACUGUAUCUAGAAGAUCAAAAUGUCUUUCUAGCAUCUAAUGAGAUGCCUGAUAGAAACACUGAAAAUUUUUUAGUCUGCCUAGAAACCCCCUUAUACUAGAAACAUCACCCUUUUAUUUUUGUAAUUAUCCUAUGAUAAAUUCUCCCAUUUUCUUCUGUUCUCAUUCUUUUGCUUCUCCAUCAUAUACAUACUGUACAGAUGUGGUUCUAAUUGGAGCUGCCAUGUUCUUAGGUGAUCUCACAAAUGGGGUCAAAUCGGAGUUCACCCCUUGGAUUUUCCCAGCUGGAAAUGGAGAAGAGACAUGGUUAAUCUCCUUUGGUGGAAACGUCAGGCUGUGAGGCUCGAGCUCAAUCAGCAGAUGAACCUCUGCAGCAGCUGCUAGGAGGGGAAACAAAGGGGAUGAACAGAGAAGCAGCAGAGAAGAAACAGCAUCCUGGAGGGGUCUGAGCCCCCUGUUCCAGAUGGGGCUGAGGCUCAGCUGCAUGUCUGCCCUGCCCACGGUUUCAUUGGCCACCUUACUUUGGAACCCAAGAGCCAGUAUAUAGCCAUUUUGCCUGAGUUGAUUGUCUUUCAGUUAUAACCAAAAGCGACUUGGUGUUUCUCAGGUCAUCUUCAGGAUGAAGAAAGAGCCCUCAUUCUUUGGACAUGAUCUAUUUUCUUUGUGCUGGUCAAUAACUCUGGCCAAGACUGGGUUAUCAGCACUUAUGUCUACUAGCCAUUUAAAUGCAAUAGCAUUUGAGAAAAUGCUAUUUUCUGUUCUAGAUGGAAAAUCAAAGUUACAGGGCUUCAUUUUAGAAUACAGCUAGAUUUAGCCAAACACCUCAGUCUAGUUUCUUGUCCUCACCUUGAUGACUCCCCACGCUAAUUGUCAUUUUUCUCCUUCUCUAAUUAAACCAAAUUCAUUCUGGCUUUCCUUCUAGCUUGCUGUAUUCCAAAUUUAGGGACAGAUCUCCCAUCUGUAAUUACUAACAAUGGACUGGUUGCAUUUCCUCCUCAGUUUCUUGUCCAGAAAUUUACCAAAUGGCUAUUUCUUUGGGCCAAAUUCAAUUUCUGAAUUAAUUCCAGCCUUUAGCUGUUUAUCCUGUUCUUUCAAUCCUAGGAGAUACAUUUUUGGCACUUUCUUUCUCCUUCCCGUCAUUAUCUCUCUUUUUUACCCAUCACUUUCUUUUUGUUGAGGUCUACGUUUAUUGAUCCCUGUCUUUCCUGAUACUAGUCAACUUAUGUUUCAUAGAAAUAAAGGCUAUACUAAAGUAAAACUGAGAUUCCUAUAUAAAAAUGUCGUGAUAACUUAUUUUCUUCAAUAAGGGACAUAUAGACAGUACAGAGCUUAUCAGGAAGUAAAGUAAUCACAAUCUUUAGACAUGAUUGUCUUAUCUCUAGAAUGUUUUAAGCUUACUUUCAAAUUCCAUAUAUAGUUUUAAAAUAUAUGUUUUAGCCCAAUGGUAAAGAAUAUUAGACACAGGAGUUUUUCCCACAGGUGUGGGAAAGAGGUUAACUUUUUUUUUUUUUUUUUUCUCUACUUACAAGCUUUGCCUCCUUUCUGGCUCAAGUCAACCCCGGUUUUAAGUUUUAUGCUUAUGGACAUACAGUAAGUUAAGACAUUUAAACCACUCAGGCACAAUUAAGUUUUUCACAUGGGCACAUCUUCCCAGGAGUGGGAUUGUACUUCAGUCUUUCAAGCUUUCUUUGCCUCCAUCAACUGUGACUACGAUCAGUAAUGCUUGAUGUUGCAACAAAUAUUGGUUUGCCACUAGCAAAAGCAACGUUGUUUUGGAAAACCAAGGACUGCAGUAUCUCAUUUUGAUGCAAUUGGAUAGACCCUCAAGAGAACAUCUGCUCCCAUCAUAAAACAUUUCAGCAGAACUAGGACCAAUCAGGAUUAGUCCAACAAUCAUUUUCAGUGUCAUCUAAGACCAGCAGCUAACAGCUUACAAGUGGGAUUGUGAUGUUACUGUGUGAAUGGGAUGGUCCACAAUUGGGAUACAAGGACAUUCCUGUCCUCAAUCUGUUGUUUUUCUUUUUAAAGAACAUUUACUUAUUUA